Molecule: messenger RNA, 1672 nt
Organism: Neolamprologus brichardi
Lineage: Eukaryota; Metazoa; Chordata; Actinopteri; Cichliformes; Cichlidae
Product: claudin-4-like
Cellular component (GO): membrane; bicellular tight junction
Molecular function (GO): structural molecule activity
Source: RefSeq, a predicted model, not a curated record
AUGGUGGCUUGCGAAAGACAGCUUCUAGGCCUCGCUUUGGCCUGCAUCGCCUUCGUGGGAAGCAUCAUAAGCUGUGCUCUCCCUGCAUGGAGAAUCAUGACAACCUUCAAAGAUUUCAAAAUGAUUGUGGAGGGUUUUUGGAAGCGCAUGGGGUACGAGUAUAUACCGUUACCUGAAGUAAUGAAGGCUGCCAGAGCACUUAUCAUCAUUGCCAUUAUCAUUGAGGUCCUUGGGAUCCUGCUUGGUGUGGCUGGGAGAAAUUUUAUGAACUUCGUGCCAGACGAAAGGCAAAGGAGCAAAAUGACUCUGACUUCUGGAAUUGCCUUCCUCAUUGCAGGCUUCUUUUUUCUCAUACCAGUCAGCUGGACCACCAACACCAUCAAUGAUCAUCUGCUACUUAAAAAGAUGGAGUUGGAAGCGGCGCUCUACAUUGGCUGGUUCACCACCGUCCUUCUGUUCCUGGGAGGAGGCCUCGUCUGCAGCUCCUUUUUCCGCAGAAAUGGAACUGAGUAAAACAUUACCCCAACUCUGUGUAAGCAAGGCCUUACUUAUCGCUUUUAAAAUAAGGCCCGUUUUCAUACAUCGAGCAGUUUUUUGGAAAUAAGAAAAAAGGUUUUAUGAAAGUUUUCACCUUAAGUUUGUCAGUGGAAUGAGUAGAUUAACAAAGUAUAAAAUCAGAUUAAAAUAGAAAGAAAUCUUUACAAUUUGAUUGUGUAACUUGCUUCUAAAUGUAUUUUGAGGUAUCCUACACCAUUAUAACCACCUUUCCUAUUUUAUUUUUUUUUCAUUUAUUCUUUUUGUUAUUUACUCUGUUGCAUGGAGACAGACUUUACUUUUUUUGGGUAAACUGCUAUGAUUUCUGACUAUGUAUCCACUGGUUUAAGUCUAUGUUAUAUCUUUCAUUACCAUCUCUUUAUUAAAUUGACUCAAAAUUGAUGAUCAUGGAAUUGUUUUUACAUUCUUAAUAUAAAUAUAUUUGAUUGAUUGUUUACAAGUAAAAUUGAUCUCAAAUGAAAAUAAUAUUUCUGAGCAUGUAAAAUAAUCUUUUGCAUCUUUUUUUUGUGUCUUUUUUUUUGUUUGUUUGCUUGUUUUUGUUUUGUUUUUCUUAAAACAGCUCAAUAGGGCACCGGUUAGCUUUAAGCGGGCAAUCACAUGCCAGUGGCCAGCCAGGUUCGAGUCCCCUCGCAGCCCUUUGCCGCAUGUCUUCCCCUCUCUCUGCCCCUGCUUUCCUGUCCUCUUUACACUGUGCCUAUUGAAUAAAAAGUUGAAAAAGGCCAAAAAGAAAUAUUACAGAAAACGGUCAAUAACAUAUUAUGAAUGACUUAAUAAAAGACUCAUCAUUUGAGAGUUUCCCAUUUUAGAAUAAAAUGACAAGAUGUUAACAAAGACCACACUGCCAAACUUGACUCGGUGUGUUUUUAAGUUUACAAAUGAUACAUUAAAAAAGACAACUAGGUUUUUAGGUUUUUAAGUCGUGAAAGACAAGUCAGAGUUGACAAAGUGUCAGUUUCUGUACUUCAACACAUCUGUUGUGUCAAACAGUAACUACCAAAAGGAUUUAGUUUAGACUGGAGACUGUUUUUUUUGUUGAAUGUUGUCAUAAAAUUUUUAAUUACAAAUAAUACUGAAUUAUGUUUGUGGGCAAUACUUUGUCUAUGGUGUAAUAAAUGCU